This is a messenger RNA of Striga asiatica, 1072 nucleotides long. The record is from the annotation of a GenBank genome assembly. Lineage: Eukaryota; Viridiplantae; Streptophyta; Magnoliopsida; Lamiales; Orobanchaceae.
AUGAGUGCAAAUGCUGAUAUAGACAGCCAAGCAUUGAACCCGGAAGGCAAGCCUCGGCCUCUGGAAGCCGCAAAGCCGACCAACAACAACCCUGCCGGAAUAAGCCGAAAGGCCGCGACGAAGAAAGGCCCAGUUUUUGGAAGGACUUCCUUCAUGGCCACCAUGGCCGUGCCCCAGAAGAAAAAAGGGGAUAUCAGGAGACCCCAUUCCAAAGCAACCCCCGCCAAUUCCAACAGAGCCGAACCUGAUUCCUCGCUCAACCGGUUAGGGUUUACAGACGAAUCACCAUUGGGACUGACCACGCACUCGACGUCCGAUCCAGUGCCGAUACACUCAAUCUCAUCGGACGGCGUUGAGGGCUCAAUUUCCAGUUCCUUUUCUGAAGUUCUGCUCCUAGCUCUGAAAUUGGAUGAAAACACUCGAGUUCUAGUUCUGCUCGAAUACCGUAACUGCGAGGAGAAAUUCUGCUUUCUGAGAGUAAUGGUGAGGCGACUGGUCGGUGUCGCACCCUCCUCAAGGGCCACAACCGCCGUCGCUCAGCUGCUCCUUGGCCGCUGCGCGUGCGCUGUCCUACGCUUCCCGUUACCAAGCGAGGAUAAGAUGGCAACUGGAGCUGGAGUCGAGACACUUGUUGAUCAAACAAUAUCAAUCAUCACAAAUGACGGGCGAAAUAUUGUGGGAGUCUUGAAAGGCUUUGAUCAGGCUACCAACAUAAUUCUUGAUGAAUCUCAUGAACGAGUAUACUCCACCAAGGAAGGUGUACAGCAGCUUGUGUUGGGUCUCUACAUAAUACGUGGUGAUAAUAUAAGCAUUGUUGGAGAAUUAGAUGAAGAGCUGGAUGCAAGCUUGGACUUAUCAAAGCUCAGAGCUCACCCUUUGAUGCCUGUCAUCCACUGAUAAAUACCUUCUCAAAAACCAUAUGUAGGGCCCUUAAAAACAGUUGAGAUUGGAUUUGUUGGAAAACAAAUGUGACAAGCUAGAAAAGCUGGAAUAGAUUCGGGGGAGAAAGGUUGUAGAUGCACUGAUUUGUAUCUGACAUAUUCUGUUAUCGGUUUUUCUUUUGUGGUACAUU